This is a messenger RNA of Marmota monax (woodchuck), 1592 nucleotides long. It is a transcript of the gene Dnpep, whose product is annotated as aspartyl aminopeptidase. The transcript is spliced from 15 exons. Bases 82 to 1497 code for a protein of 471 amino acids. Lineage: Eukaryota; Metazoa; Chordata; Mammalia; Rodentia; Sciuridae. Gene Ontology annotation, molecular function: aminopeptidase activity; zinc ion binding. The record is from RefSeq and is a predicted model, not a curated record. Gene Ontology annotation, biological process: proteolysis.
GUAGGGUCGGGGUGGCCAGUGGUGUGGGCCAGUGGUGUGGGCCAGGUGAACGAACGUGACGGUGAGGCUGUGCAGGUGGCCAUGAGUGGCAGGGCCCGAAAGGAGGCGGUGCAGGCCGCGGCCCGGGAGCUCCUCAAGUUCGUGAACCGGAGUCCUUCUCCUUUCCAUGCUGUGGCUGAGUGCCGCAGCCGCCUCCUUCAGGCUGGCUUCCGUGAACUCAAGGAGACAGAGAGCUGGGAUAUCAAGCCCGAAAGCAAGUACUUCCUGACCAGGAAUUCCUCUACAAUCAUUGCUUUUGCCGUGGGCGGCCGGUAUAUUCCUGGCAAUGGCUUCAGCCUCAUUGGGGCCCACACGGACAGUCCCUGCCUCCGGGUAAAACGCCGGUCUCGCCGUAGCCAGGGGGGCUUUCAGCAGGUUGGUGUAGAGACCUAUGGUGGUGGGAUCUGGAGCACCUGGUUUGACCGCGACCUGACCUUGGCUGGACGUGUCAUUUUCAAGUGCCCCACCUCAGGUCAUCUGGAGCAGCGGCUGGUGCAUGUGGACCGGCCCAUUCUUCGCAUCCCACAUCUGGCCAUUCAUCUACAGCGCAACAUCAACGAGAACUUUGGGCCCAACACAGAGACACACCUAGUUCCCAUUCUUGCCACUGUAGUACAAGAGGAGCUGGAGAAAGGAACUCCUGAGUCAGGGUCUGCCAAUGCUACGGAUGAACGGCACCACUCGGUCCUCAUGUCCCUGCUCUGUGCCCAUCUAGGGCUGAGCUGUGAGGACAUCUUGGAGAUGGAGCUCUGCCUGGCUGACACCCAGCCUGGGGUCCUGGGUGGAGCCUACGAUGAGUUCAUCUUUGCCCCUCGGCUGGACAAUCUGCACAGCUGCUUCUGUGCCCUGCAGGCCUUGAUUGAUUCCUGUGCAGCCCCUUCCUCCCUGGCCAUGGAGCCCAACGUGCGCAUGAUCACACUCUAUGAUAAUGAAGAGGUGGGCUCAGAGAGUGCCCAGGGAGCACAGUCUCUGCUGACAGAACUGGUGCUGCGACGGAUCUCAUCCUCAUCCCAGCACCUGACAGCCUUCGAGGAAGCCAUUCCCAAGUCCUUCAUGAUCAGUGCAGACAUGGCCCAUGCUGUGCAUCCCAACUACAUGGACAAGCAUGAGGAGAACCACCGGCCUUUAUUUCACAAGGGCCCUGUAAUCAAGGUGAACAGCAAGCAGCGCUAUUCCUCCAAUGCAGUUUCAGAGGCUCUGAUCCGAGAGGUGGCCAACAGUGUUGGAGUGCCCCUGCAGGACUUCAUGGUCCGCAAUGACGUCUCCUGUGGUACCACCAUUGGCCCUAUCUUGGCUUCUCGGCUGGGGCUGCGGGUGCUGGACUUAGGCAGCCCCCAGCUGGCCAUGCACUCCAUCCGGGAGACAGCCUGCACCACAGGAGUGCUCCAGACCCUCACCCUCUUCAAGGGCUUCUUUGAACUGUUCCCCACUCUGAGCCGUAAACUCGUAGUGGAUUGAAGGCUCUUGACAAGACUUCUCUUCUACCCCUUUUACCAGAGAGAGAAAGUCUCAGCUGAGCUGAAGCUGGAUUAUUAAAGUGGAUUUUUCACUCA